Molecule: messenger RNA, 987 nt
Organism: Apodemus sylvaticus (European woodmouse)
Lineage: Eukaryota; Metazoa; Chordata; Mammalia; Rodentia; Muridae
Product: olfactory receptor 1174-like
Biological process (GO): G protein-coupled receptor signaling pathway
Cellular component (GO): membrane
Molecular function (GO): G protein-coupled receptor activity; olfactory receptor activity
Source: RefSeq, a predicted model, not a curated record
AUGGAAACCGAGAACACCACACAGAUACCAGAAUUUUUGAUCCUGGGUUUCUCAGAUGAUCCAAAACUGCAACCUGUUCUCUUUGGACUAUUCCUGUCCAUCUACAUGGUUACUGUGCUUGGGAACCUGCUUAUCAUCUUGGCUGUCAGCUCUGACUCACAUCUCCAUAACCCCAUGUACUUCUUCCUCUCCAAUCUGUCCUUUAUUGACAUCUGUUUCAUCUCAGCCACAAUACCAAAGAUGCUAGUCAACAUGUGGUCACAGAGAAAAGACAUCUCCUACAUAGAAUGUCUUACACAGGUAUAUUUUUUUAAUACUUUUGUUGGGAUGGAUGAUGUUUUACUCACUUUAAUGGCCUAUGAUCGCUUUGUAGCCAUUUGUAACCCUCUCAAAUACACGGUUAUCAUGAACCCUCGGGUAUGUGCCAUUGUAGUUCUUAUGUUUUGGAUAAUCCUGUUCUGGGUCUCCCUGAUUCAUGUUCUAUUGAUAAAUGAACUGAACUUCUCCAAAGGCACAGAGAUUCCACAUUUCUUUUGUGAACUGGCUCAAGUUCUCAAAGCAUCCAACUCUGACACUUACAUCAAUAAUGUCUUCAUGUAUGUGUUGACUUUCAUAUUCGGAGUGAUUCCGAUGACAGGAAUCCUUAUGUCUUACUCACAGAUUGUCUCAUCUUUAUUAAGGAUGUCCUCUACUCUGAGUAAGUACAAAGCCUUUUCCACCUGUGGAUCUCACAUCUGUGUGGUCUGUUUGUUCUAUGGUUCAGCAAUUGGGGUUUAUUUUAGCACUUCUGUGGUUCAUUCUACCCAGAGAAGAAUGGUUGCUUCACUGAUGUACACUGUGAUUAGCCCUAUGCUUAACCCCUUUAUCUAUAGCCUGCGAAACACAGAUGUGAAACUUGCACUUGGUGAACUUUUAAUCAGAAUUGCCAAUUGCCCAUUACAGAUCAAUGAAAUCAGAACUAAAUUCAUACUUAGAAAUAUAAGGUAA